Messenger RNA from Oncorhynchus kisutch (coho salmon), 4000 nucleotides. RefSeq names its product protocadherin gamma-C5-like. NCBI's taxonomy places the organism in Eukaryota, Metazoa, Chordata, Actinopteri, Salmoniformes, Salmonidae. Gene Ontology annotation, biological process: homophilic cell-cell adhesion. The record is from RefSeq and is a predicted model, not a curated record. The transcript has a single exon. Gene Ontology annotation, molecular function: calcium ion binding. Bases 535 to 3033 code for a protein of 832 amino acids. Gene Ontology annotation, cellular component: plasma membrane.
UCUAUUUCUGAUCCUUGUUUACACUUUCAGGCAGUCCUAUCUGUUGGCUAUCGGCUGCCAUGUCCAUAAUAUAUUUCACAUUAUUAUUGUUGUGUCAUCGAAAAUAGUCAUUUUAUCAUAUCUCUCUCUCUCUCGCUCUUUCUCUCUUUCUCUUUCUCUCUCUUUCUCUGUGUGUGUGCUGUGUCACAGUGCCUAUAGGCCUAGCUACUGUGGCUUUAAGAAAGAAGACUGUUCAGUUGGCCCCUCAUUGGAUGUUACAUGCAGACUGUGCACCAAUAGUGUGCAGAACUGUACAAAGAGAUCUACUCCCUCCCCCCAACCUCAGCAUCGUAACCCUCACAAUACUCAGAGCUGGAGGAGAGAGAGGGAGGCGUUCACACAGACGAAUAUAUAAUGUCAUUUAAACACAGUAUCCUUUCCGAUAUCCAAACUUUAGAAACAUGCUAAAUGGAAUAUGCGUUCUGGAGAUGCAUUUUGAUAUAAAGCUCUUCGUUCUGGACAGUAUUUUUGGAAUUGUAUUAUAACGGAUCAGGGAUGACAAAGAGAAUGGGAUACAGAGACUGGAGAUGGCUGGCUCUUUGGUGGAAUAAUUUCUUUCUCUUGUGGAGUACAAUAGACGGACAGACUCGCUACACCAUCUCGGAGGAACUGAAACAGGGAUCUGUGGUAGGAAAUCUAGCCAAAGAUCUGGGUUUGGGACUAUCUGAUUUUUUUGACCGUAAACUGCGUGUCGCUUCUGAGGCUGGUAAGCAGUAUUUCAAUGUGGAUGCGGGGAAGGGCGAGCUGAUCGUGAAUGAGAGAAUAGACAGAGAGACGUUAUGCGGACAAAGCGCCAGCUGCGUUUUACCUCUGCAGGUUGUCAUUGAAAACCCGUUACAGUUGCACCGUAUUGAGGUGGAAAUACGAGACAUAAAUGACAAUUCGCCUAGUUUUCUUACAAAGGAGCUCACAUUGAAAAUAGCAGAAUCGACAGUUGCGGGCGCACGUUUUCCUUUGGAGAGUGCAGAGGACCCUGACGUGGGCAGUAAUUCCCUUAAAUCCUAUACUAUUAGUAAAGAUGAGUGUUUUACGUUGAAGGUAAAGGAGCUUGGUAAUGGAAAGAAAAUACCAGAACUAGUUUUAGAGAAGCCCUUAGACCGAGAGAAAAAAUCUGUCCAUAAACUACUGUUAACAGCUCUAGAUGGAGGUAAUCCUGUCAGAUCCGGGACGGCAGAGAUAACUAUUACUGUGCUUGACGUAAACGAUAAUUUUCCAGUAUUUGAAAAGUCUGUGUACAAGGUUUCUGUCCACGAAAAUAGUGCAAAGGGGACAUUUAUGAUUAAACUUAAAGCGACAGAUAUUGACGAGGGUCAAAAUGGGGAUAUAAACUAUUCGUUUGGUGAGCGCACCCCUGAGUCUGUGCUUUCUACAUUUAAUAUGGAUCCAGACACAGGGGAUAUUUUUUUGAAGGGGAAUUUAGAUUUCGAAAGAGCUACAACAUAUGACAUUGACAUCACGGCGAGAGAUGAAGGCACUCCUGAAAUGGAAGGACACUGUCGCGUGCAGGUAGAGGUAAUAGACGUUAACGACAAUUCGCCUGAAAUUGUCCUCACUUCCCAACCAAACCCGGUGCGCGAGAACGCGCCCAGUGGCACGGUAGUAGCUUUGAUCAGUGCCCGGGACCUUGACUCCGGUAAUAACGGUAAAGUGACGUUACAGCUCCCACGAGGUUAUCCUUUUAGUCUGAAACCGUCCUUUUCUAAUAAUUACGCACUGGUCACAAGUGAUGUUUUAGACAGAGAGAGUUUCUCAGAGUAUAAUAUUGAGAUAACAGCCACUGAUUCGGGCUCCCCUCCCCUGACUACCAAGAAAACGAUACCAGUCACUAUCAUUGAUGUCAACGACAACCCCCCUAAAUUCUCUCAGCCCUUCUAUAAUGUAUAUUUAAAAGAGAAUGGACUACCAGGAUCCAUGCUAUCCUCAGUAUCUGCAUCUGACCUGGAUUUCGGAGAUAAUGCCAAGAUCUCCUACUCCAUCUUAGACUCCAAAGUGCAGGACGUUUCUAUGUCUUCCUAUGUGUACAUGAACACUGAUAACGGCAGUAUCUAUAGCAUGCACUCAUUUGACUAUGAGAAAAUAAAGGUGUUUCAGAUUCUGGUGCAGGCCAAGGACCAUGGCUCUCCCUCUCUGAGCAGCAACGUCACUGUCCAUGUUUUUAUCCUGGACCAGAACGACAAUGCCCCCACUGUUAUUUACCCCUCCGCUGCCCUGGGCUCGCUCUCUCACCAGAAGAUGCCCCGCUCCGCUAAAGCAGGCCACCUCGUUACUAAGGUAACGGCCGUGGACGCAGACUCGGGCCAUAACGCCUGGAUCUCAUAUAAACUGGUGGAGGCCACAGACACGUCUCUGUUCAGUGUCAAUAUUUACACGGGGGAGGUAAGGACUAAACGUGCUGUGUCCGAGCAGGACGACUCCUCUCAGAGGCUGCUUAUAGAGAUACAGGAUGACGGGGUGCCGGUCCAGUCCGCCACGGUCACACUGACCAUACUGGUAGAGGACGGGCUCCACGAACUCAUCUCGGACCUGCGGCAGAAUGCGCCAGAGCCUAGCAAGAAAAGCGGGAGAAUCACCCUGUAUUUGAUUCUCUCUCUGGCCUCGGUGUCCGUGCUGUCUCUGGUCACUUUUGUCAUCUUAGCAGUCAAGUGCGUUAGAAACAGCAGGAGCAGUGGUAGUUGCUGCAUGAGACGGGACGACUUGGACGGCUACAAGAACCCCAACAGAAACCUGCAGAUUCAGCUCAACACUGACGGGCCGAUUAAGUACGUGGAGGUCCUGGGAGGGGACAUGUUGUCUCAGAGUCAGUCCUUCAGGUCAUGUCUCUCUCCCAUGUCAGAGUUCAGUGAUUUCACCUUCGUUAAGCCCAGCAGCACCACUGACUUUAAGGAGAUGAUCAACGUCCUAGACGCGUCUUUACCCGACAGCGCCUGGACCUUUGAGAGCCAGCAGGUGAGCACUGUAGUGACGUGUAGUUUAAUUGUGACACUAGGCUAUUGAUAACAACCUAUUUUCUGUAUUCUUCUCUGUGAUGCUUGUUAAUUUGUGACGGAUAGGCUAUCAGCCUUAUAAUUAGGAAUGAGAAAACUAGGAUAUCUUUACUGAAGCCAUAGUAUUGUCAUUUAAAUCGGAUCUCUGUGCUAUCCAACCAUGAAAAGUUUUCUAUUUCCUAAGUCGAAGUUUUCCUUUCCCGUGAUAUUUGGUUCUGGUCUUUCUGAUUUAUACGAAUUAUAUCUUGGCAGUAAUUGGCUACAAGGUUAUAAUUGAAAACAUGUAUUUAUUGUAGUAUCAUGAGCUCAGCACAGAAGAAAAAAUGCUCAAAUGGUGUGUUUUUUUAGAUGAAUCCAAGUUCACAUGUGUAUUAUUUAGCAGCUGACAUAUGGCCGAGUUUAUAUUGGGCCUAUUGGGUACAUACAAAAUAUCAAACUACUUCUGUGUUGUGCAUGACGUUUGCUCUGUCAGUCAUCCGUUAUCUACAAGGCUCAGCAUUUCAGCACCAGUGUUGUGGACAGCGACACAAUCUGGUUGCUGAAUCAGCUGUGCGGUUUUGUGGAAGCAAUUGCAAACAGUUUGAGACGUAGAAACAGAGAAGGUAGACAGGGACAUUCAUUUUUUCAGAAUAAGUGCUGCUCAGUUAAUAUUUCUAUAAACUCUGCAUAUAUAAUGUUCACGUACAUAUUUUUGUAUAUUUGUUUUAUCCUGUUUUACAUGUUUACUCAUUCUUUAGGCCGAACUAAAUUCUGUCCUUACUAAUGUAUUUAUUUUACCACCAAUAUUGACAGUAGGGGAGAGUGGGGUAAAUUGAGGCAUUUUUUAUAUUUCAGCAUCACUCCGUAAAUAAAUAAAAAUACAAAUAAAUAAAAAAGGGAAAUACAGUAUUAUUUCUAACGACGAUACGGUAUCUACAUAUAUUUCAGGAUGUUGUGUAUCGCUGGAAAUCAUCAGCAUUCAUGUAAAUAUUACAGCU